Oryza sativa Japonica Group (Japanese rice) is the source of this 1241-nucleotide messenger RNA. Its product is annotated as abscisic acid receptor PYL3-like. Gene Ontology annotation, biological process: abscisic acid-activated signaling pathway. Gene Ontology annotation, cellular component: cytoplasm; nucleus. The record is from RefSeq and is a predicted model, not a curated record. Gene Ontology annotation, molecular function: abscisic acid binding; protein phosphatase inhibitor activity; signaling receptor activity. NCBI's taxonomy places the organism in Eukaryota, Viridiplantae, Streptophyta, Magnoliopsida, Poales, Poaceae.
CUGAGCCCGCGGCCUCACUGCCAUCGAGAGGUCGUCGUCGUCGUCGUCGAUCACCUCGUCGUCGACGCACCACCAAAGCAAAGGCAAACCAAAACUCCUCUCCUCCUCCUCGUCUUCGCCGCCUGCGCGCGUCGCCGUCGCGUCCAGCCGGGGCGGAGGGAGGGGGGGUUCUUGAGGAUGGUGGAGGUGGGAGGAGGAGCGGCGGAGGCGGCGGCGGGGAGGAGGUGGCGGCUGGCGGACGAGAGGUGCGACCUGCGCGCGGCGGAGACGGAGUACGUGAGGCGGUUCCACCGCCACGAGCCCCGCGACCACCAGUGCUCCUCCGCCGUCGCCAAGCACAUCAAGGCCCCCGUCCACCUGGUUUGGUCUCUGGUGAGGCGUUUUGAUCAGCCACAGCUUUUCAAGCCAUUUGUGAGCCGGUGUGAGAUGAAAGGGAACAUUGAGAUUGGCAGUGUAAGGGAGGUUAAUGUUAAGUCUGGCCUGCCUGCCACAAGAAGCACUGAGAGGCUGGAGCUGUUAGAUGACAAUGAGCACAUACUCAGUGUCAGGUUCGUGGGAGGUGAUCAUAGGCUCAAGAAUUACUCCUCCAUCCUGACCGUCCACCCGGAGGUGAUCGACGGCCGGCCCGGGACGCUGGUGAUCGAGUCGUUCGUCGUCGACGUCCCGGAGGGGAACACCAAGGAUGAGACAUGCUACUUCGUGGAGGCCCUGCUGAAAUGCAACCUGAAAUCUCUUGCAGAGGUUUCUGAACGCCUGGUUGUCAAGGACCAAACCGAGCCCCUCGACCGGUGAUUGUUGCCAAGAUUCCAAGAGCUAUUUUGUGUUGCAAAUGCUUAAUUAGAUUGUGCAGAGUUGCUAUUCUCCAAUGGAGCCCUUAGGUUCUUUUUCUUCUUGUUGUUGUUGAAUGGUUCAUGAGAGACUUGUGAGAGAGUGCUGCUGCUACUGCUGUGCUAUGUUCAAACCAAAAGAGAAGAAAAAAAAAUAUUGUGCCUCCUCUUUGAGCCUCUGUUGCUGUUCUUUACCACCCUAGUAUGUCACAAGGGCCUAAAAAAAAUAUUGUGUGUUUCGUUAGUGUUGAAGUACAGGGAUUAUUAGAACCAUAUAAGGGCCUAAAUGCCAGCCGGUUUCGAGGCUUGGAGGGCUCUCUGUAAUUAGUUUUGCCUUUAGUUCAAUUGCCACCUUAAUGUAAAUUUACUUCUCUAGAUCUCUAUCAUGGUUAAGAGAGAGCUUGAAAUACUGUA